Dreissena polymorpha is the source of this 1113-nucleotide messenger RNA. Its product is annotated as (Lyso)-N-acylphosphatidylethanolamine lipase-like. NCBI's taxonomy places the organism in Eukaryota, Metazoa, Mollusca, Bivalvia, Myida, Dreissenidae. The coding region runs from base 1 to 1113 and encodes 370 amino acids. The record is from RefSeq and is a predicted model, not a curated record. The transcript has 6 exons.
AUGGCACGAGUCCGAUAUCCUUCUCCUUGCUCCCUCAAUACCAAUGCCCUCGUGUUCGAUUUUUUCGAUCCUUUCAACGUCUUCGCUAGUAUCUUUAGCGACUAUAUCAAAUGCAGUUUGGAGAAGAAAUGGGUUGAUCUUCCUCAAAGUCAGCACCGUAUACGGACAAUUGUUGCGAACAAAGAUAAACCCAAAACUCCCUUGGUCAUGAUUCAUGGCUUAGGGGGUGGGGUAGGAGUAUGGGUGCACAACAUAGACUCGUUGGCAGAGAAACGACCAGUGUACGCAUUUGACCUUCUUGGGUUUGGACGCAGCUCAAGGCAUGAGUUUAGCCAUAGGGCCCAACCGAUUGAAAAGGAAUUUGUUGAAUCUAUUGAAGAAUGGCGUAAGGAGAUAAAAAUCGACAAAAUGGCCCUGCUUGGACACUCUCUUGGUGGUUAUUUAGCGAGCGCUUAUUCUAUUAAAUACCCUGAAAAUAGAGAACAAUUAUUUUUAGUUGAUCCAUGGGGAUUUCCAGAAGAGUCGGAAUUCGAAACUGAACCAUUCCGAAGAGUGCCAACCGUUCUCAAAGAAUUUGAUAGAAUUUUUAUGUAUGAAAUUCUUGCUGUAUUUCGAGCCGCAGGACCUUUGGGUCCUCGCUUGAUGAAACUGAUUUUUUAUAAAAUCAGGACAAAAUUUGACAAAGUGUUUGAUGAUAACACAAUUCUGGACUACAUUUACCAUUGCAAUGCACAAAGGCCCACCGGUGAAGCUGCCUUUCGAACGCUCUCUCAUGCUCCGAAUUAUGAUAACGCAAAACGCCCAAUGGUAUACCGAGGAAAAUUGGCUGAGAUCCACAAAGAUAUACCAAUCACCUUCAUAAAUGGCUCUCAUACAUGGCUUGAUACCACAUGGAUGGAUGGGUUUCAACGGAACGGAAAAGCCUUAGAUGUUGUGGUGAUAAAAGACGCUGAUCAUCACGUGCAUGCAGACAAACCAGUCGACUUCAACAAUGUGAUAAAUAAGUACCUAGACAAAAUGGAUGUUGAUUCAGACGGCAAGAGAAAAGAAAAGUUGAAAGAAGAAGCAGAUUGGAAGGAAUUAUUGUUAAAGAAGUGUGAACAAUUGUGGUAA